This is a messenger RNA of Apis cerana (Asiatic honeybee), 9879 nucleotides long. It is a transcript of the gene ed, whose product is annotated as hemicentin protein echinoid. Lineage: Eukaryota; Metazoa; Arthropoda; Insecta; Hymenoptera; Apidae. Gene Ontology annotation, cellular component: plasma membrane; cell-cell junction; axon. Gene Ontology annotation, molecular function: cell-cell adhesion mediator activity. The record is from RefSeq and is a predicted model, not a curated record. Gene Ontology annotation, biological process: homophilic cell-cell adhesion; dendrite self-avoidance; axon guidance.
AAAAGAAGCUCCUGCGAGAGAGGAGGUGGGGGGAAGAGUGUGGCGGAGGGGUCGGAGCUCUCGGUCACCGGCACGACCGUAGCACGUAACCGCGCCACGGCGGUGUUGCCGCUUCCUAGUGUGAUUCCUCCCCUCGCGCCCUCGCUGCCGCCGCCGCUUUUGGGGCCCGAGUCCGGCCUGUUGCUCCUCUCUCGGCUCUCUCGUCAAGAUCUCUCUCCACGAUUCUCGUUUCCUCGGUUCGGGGACCAUCUGCUCGCUCGCCCGGGCCUUUGAAUCUUUAAUGGUUCGCGUGACUGGCCGUGGCAGCCACGGGAGGCUGCGCGAGGUCCGGUUGUGCCCUCUUCGCCACCAUCCUCCACCGUCCUCCGUGCACAACGCUUUUUCCUCCGUGCACGCGUAAAUGCACUUCGAUUCGGCGGCAAGAUCGAAUCGAAUGGCUAGGGGCACGCUUCGAACACGUACGUUUACGUCCACGCGUUUCGAUCGGUAGCUGAAAAGCUGGAGAGGGCGCAGUGGUGGAAUGAGGGGAGAAGGAGGCGAAAUCGGUCGAAUCGUGGAGCAAUUACCACCACAGCCGCAAUUAUUUCGACGAUUUUGCCGGGCUUAUCGGCCGCUGACCGUUCCUCCUCGGGUCGAGGGGAUGGAAGGUUCGUUAACGCGGUGGAAUCGGCGGAAUCGUUACCGUUUAAUUAAGCGCAUUUUCCACGCGUUUCGCGCGCAAAUUUCGCCCCUCUCCUCCGCUCGACUUUUAAAACGAUCGUGAAACCGAUCGAGCAACGAACGUUUCCCCUUGGCCGAGUCCACCUACCAACCGGGUCGAGACUCGUUUCUGACCUCCUCCUUCCCUCCCUCUCCCUCUUGUCCUCGAGACCCGGCUUCGAUUUCAUUUCGCACUCCUUCUCACCCUUCGUUUCCACGGUCUCUCUCACGGUUCGUGCGGGGGUGGGAUUUUCACGCGGGCCAUAUGUUCGACGCACCUUUAGGUAUCCUGCGCCUUGGAAUCAUGGGAAUCCAUUUAUUCGUAUUCUUAGAAAGAUAGAGAAUUCUGGGCAGAAGCAGAUGGACGAAAGUUGGAAGGCAGGUAUACAGCGAGGCGGAGAGUUAUUCGAUCGCCGUGAAAAAAGGGGGACACCUGCUGCAGCGGGAUGUCCAAAAAUCUUUCGAGUUUUCCUCUCCGUCUCGUUUCCAAACUCUUUUAAAUAAUUCCGUGGUCUAACUAGGUAGGUAGACUAUUUGUUUUAUUCUCGAUCGAUUGUUGGUGCGUUGUAGAGACCGUUGGCGGAGAGAGAAUUGCGCGGGGGUCGAUGAAAAAGCCGAGCACGACAGACGGCCGCGCGAACGUUUGGCAGUCCCAUGGGCCUCCUAGCCCAUGGCGGUAAGAACCACCUGCCGCAUAGGUCGGUGGGGGCAAGCUGUUCUCGCGCCGUCUACCUUUUCUAACCACCAGCCUCUUCUCUUCCUCUCCCUCCGCGCCUCUUUUGCCCUCUUCUGCUUUUUCGUCUUCGUCAUGCCCUGCACGUUUCCCUCCGAUUCCCUUCUCAGUCCGUCCUUCUUUCCUUCGCGCUACUUUUCUCCGUCUUUGUCGCUCGUCCGUACGUUCGUCUUCCUUAGCCAACCGCUGCCACCUUCGCCACCAUAUAGCCAGCAUCAUCGUCACCACCAUCCGUCCGACACACCGUAUACCUACGUAGUAUGCACGGUAUACUUGGGACGAGCGUGCAUCGCUCAACAACCAACCGACCGACCGAUGCUUGUAUGCGUAAUGUAUGUACGUUGCGCGCUGCGCGCACCAAGCCGUAGUGGGGGAUGCGCGGUACGGGGGGAGAAGGCGACCGGUGGGGGGUAGCGGCGAUGCUACGCGACCCCAAGCUCAGUCGUUGCGCGACCCUCGUCGAGUGUGUUUGCGUUAACGUUUUCCGUGAGUUCGAGCAUUUUUUUUUUAACGUCACCUCGGUUACGUUGCUGUCGCAAAGUGUUCUUAUUCCAAAACUCCGUCCUCCGAUAUUCAACGUUCAACCAACCGUACCUGUUGUCGACGAUCGUCUCUCCUCUUCUCCCGUUUCUUGACACAUUUUUCCAUUUUAUUUUUGUCCCGCUUUCCCUGCUUUCAUCGCGUGUCCGUUGCUACUAUUUUUGCAUCGGUCAAUCGUCUGUCGCAAAAACGGACGGGGGAAAGUGACGUUCUUCUAGGCGAGAAGCAAUACGGUCGGUGAUCGAGCAACGAAGGAGAUUAUUCGCAGCAAAGUGCGCGAGAACGUGUACCUAGGUAUUCAGGUAUCGGACUGUUACGUGCAAGCCUCGAACAAAGGAGUGCCUUCGGACGGACGGUUGCGACGUGGCGUUUUGAAAUCGCGCGCAAACCUUCCUUUUUCGUCCGUUUCGCGGACGGACGGAUGCCCGCGAUGGAAAUCAGCGUGCGAGCCUCGCCGUUCUUCGCGCAUCCAGAAUGCCGCCGUUGAACGCUUGAGAAAUCUCUCUCGAGUGAGGAAUUACCGUGCGACGAUGGGAUACUGCUCUUUUCACUCGGCGGAUCUACCUUGCCGGUAGUCGUGAUUGUUCGUACACCGCGGGUGCAUCGGAUGAGGAAGAAACGAUCGCCUCAGGGAGGAAUCACGACCGAUGAAGCUUAUUAUCUCCGUUCCAACGAUUUCGACGACGAAGGGAGAGAGAUACAGUGAGAAGAAAAGGUGUGACAGUGAGACGAGUGAUCGAAUAGAACGAAUAUACGGAUAUGAUAGGUGCAGUGAAUCGUUGGGUGUGUUGGCGAGCGUGAUCGAGAAGAUCGAUGCGAUCAUCGAUGCCGCGUGCUGGCAAAAUUCGCGCAGCGUCGUCGUCGUCGUCGAUACUCGGUGAAAGUCGGUGCAACGCGGAACUCUGUCCUCCAACGCGAAUGGAGCCGCGCAAUUUGCGUGUCUCGUUGUUCCGUUCCAUUCGAACUGUUCGUGGAAUUCGUUUUGCCGAUAGAAUGGAUAGGAUUCGAUCGUCGAGAACUACGACGAUUAUCGCCGUUACUUCGCUGCUGUUGCUGCUGCAUCCCGCAGCGGCACAGGGUCGCGUGGAGGAGACGCAGAUGGACACGCACGAGGGGUCGACGGUACAGCUGCAGUGUCGUUUCUCCCCGCCCAGGGAGAACGUAACGUGCUUCUGGUUGACGCACACGAACGAUAACCACGACAACGCCGCGAUCGAUAAUCUCUCGUUAUCGCCCCAGUACAAGGUGUUUAUGAAUCUGGAGGAGGGUCGCUACGACCUUCAGAUAAGAAACGUCUCGUACGAGAGGGACAACGGCAAGUACGAGUGUCGGGUGAAGGCGAGCGGAACGGGGCACGACCUGCACCGAAAGUUCAUCACGCUGACCGUGCUGAGGGCGCCGGGGCCGCCCACCAUAUCCCCGACCUCGGCCUCCGCGACGGAGGGCCAGAAGCUGGAGCUGCAGUGCAACACGAACGGCGGCAGCCCCGAGCCCGAGGUGAGGUGGUACCGCGGCAACGAGACGGCCGUCCUCCACUCGGGCAGGACGUUGACGGUCGAGCCGAAGAAGGAGGACGACAGGGCGACGUUCCGUUGCGUGGUGAGGAACCGCGCGAUGCGCGAGGGCGAGACGUUGAACGCCACGGUCACCCUCGACGUGAAUUACUUCCCCCGGGUGUCGGUCGGCCCGGAGAACCCUCUCAAGGUGGAGGUGAACGGAACCGCGAACCUCGAGUGCCGCGUCGACUCGAAACCCGCGGUGGGCAUGGUGAGGUGGUGGAGGGACGGCAGCUUCGUGGCGACCAGCUUUCAGCACACGAUCCGAAGGGUGGCCGUCCAGGACGCGGGCAAGUACACCUGCCAGGCGGACAACGGGCUGGGCAAGAGGGGGGAGAGCUCCCUCCUGCUGGACGUGCUCUAUCCGCCCACCGUCUCGAUAGAGGGCGACCCGCUGAGGAUCGCCGAGGUCGAGGACACGGUCACCGUGCACUGCAACGUGACGGCCAACCCCCCGCCCUCCGUGAUCGAGUGGCUGCGCGACGGCCGCCCCGAUUUUCGCCAGCUCGGCUCGAUCCUGCGGCUGAGCCGCGUCACCGCCGACCACGCGGCCAAUUACACUUGCCGCGCCGUCAACACCAUCCACCCAUCUGGCGGCGAGCGGAGGAACUACUCGGCCAGCGCUCGGCUCACCGUGCGCGUCAGGCACAAGCCGGGCCCGGCGCGGGUCACCCCCGACUCCCCCGUGGCCGUGGAGGGCUCCAAGGUGAUUCUCACGUGCAUGGCCAGCCCGGCCGGUUACCCGGAGCCCAGGUACAAGUGGUGGAAGGAGGGCGAGUCCGGGACGACGUCGAUGCCCUCGGUCAACGUGGGCCCCAAGUACGAGAUCGACUCGGUCCACUUGGGCAGCGAGGGCACGUACAAGUGUCACGCGACCAACGAGAUCGGCAACGGCGAGGCGGCUUCCGUCAACCUCACCGUCCACCAACCGCCCAAGAUACUCACCAAGUUGCAACCGCACGUCACCAGGAAGGUGGGCGAGUCCUCGUUCCAAGUGUCGUGCGUUGCCCAAGGGAAGCCGCGGCCCAGCGUUCGAUGGCUGAAGGACGACCAGGAGUUGACGGCGGACGAGAGGUUGUACAAGGUGACGACCAGCGCCUCGGAGGGGCACGGGAACGUGAUGACGGUUAACUCGACGCUGAGCUUCCUGGGGCACGCCAGGCCCCAGACGGACGAGAUCGUGGCCAGCGACCGGGGCAAGUACACGUGCGUGUUCGUGAACGAGGUGAAGAAGGUGGAGUCGACGAUGAUGCUGAAGGUGGAGCACGAGCCCAUCGCGUUGCACCAGCACGGCAAAGUGGCGUACAACUUGAGGGAGACGGCGGAGGUGGCGUGCAAGGUGCAAGCGUGGCCGAAGCCCGAGUUCCAGUGGAGUUUCGGCACGAACGCAGCGAGCCUCCAGGGCUCGUCCAGCGACGGCCACUACGAGAUCUCGACGAGCAGCGACAAUUACGACGUGUACACCUCGGUCCUCAGGAUAACCAACAUCCGCGAGCUGGACUACGGGGACUACAGCUGCAGGGCGGCCAACGCCCAGGGCAGCAUCACCUCGAGCAUCAGGCUGCAGCCCAAGGGCGCGCCCGAGAGGCCCAUCAACGUCUCCGCCAUGGACGUGGGCCCCACCCACGUCGCCCUCCUCUGGGAGCUCGGCUUCGACGGCGGCCUGCCCAUCACCAAGUACUUCGUCUCGUACAGGAGGGUGGCGGGCGCCGGCGACGAGGUCGUGGCGCCCGACUGCGCCGUGCCCAGGCCGCCCGCCGGCCAGUGGCUCGAGCUCGACUGCCGCCGCUCCAACCCCUGCAACGUGACCAACCUCGAGCAGCACCAGACCUACACCUUCAAGGUCAAGGUGUACAACACCAAGAACCACUCGGACUACUCGGACGAGGUGACGGCGACCACCGCGGUGGCCAGGAUCCCGGCCCCGCUCAGGGUCACCUACGACCCGGAGAGCGGCGUGCUGGCGAUCGGCGUGGGCGCCACCUGCCUGUCGCUCGUCGCCUCGAUCGAGAAGCUGGACGGGCCGGACGAGUCGCAGUGGAGGAUCCUCGACGAGUGGCCGCUCGAGGUGCUGGGCGGCGCGCCCACUCAGAGGGAGGGGGUCCUCGACGACCCGGAGUCGCUGGACGCGGCCGAGCCCCGGCUCAGGGUCAGGCUGUGCCUGAAGGCGGAUCGGCAGAAGUGCGGCGAGUACGGGGAGGCUAAGAUCGGCCCGUCGUACGUCGCCCAGGCCGGGGCACUGGCGACGCCGACUUUGAUCGCCUUGGUGGUGAGCGGCGCCGUCUUCCUCCUGUUCGCCGCCCUGCUCCUGCUCUUUUGUCGCUGUCGCCGAAAGCACGCGACCAAGGCCAAGGACUACGAGAUGGACUCGAACGCGGUACGGCCGAGCCUCGUCGCCGGGAACGGGCAGCAGAGCCAGGCGCCGCCGCCCUACUACGCGGAGAACAAAGCGCUGGAGCACAGCUUGGACCACGCUCUCGCCAUGGAGGACUCCAAGACGCCCGCCUACUCGCAACCCGGCUACGGAUACCAUCAACCCAACCACAACAUCAACGGCGUGAACAUGGGCUACAUGGACAACAGCUACUCGAACUCGAAUAACGGGGGCUCGGUGAACUCGCAGGACUCGAUCUGGCAGAUGAAGUCGGCCGCCGCGAACGGGGUGGGCCAGCCUUACGACCUGGCCGGAUACGCGACCACCGAGUCGGAUUACCCGACCCAUCCUCAUUACCUCCCCCAGAGGGAGGAUUACCGGGAGAGCCAUAAUCUAAGUCGACAGCAGUUUUGCUCGGAACCAUUCGCCACCGUCGUAAAGUCUCAAAAACACGUCGAUUCGCCUUACGACGUGUCCGGUCUACCCUAUCAGGAGAACUACGACGAGGACGCGAAGCCACCGCAGCAGGUCAGCCUGUCGUACGACGAGAGCCUGGAAUCGGGGUACUCGACCCCGAACAGCCGGGGGCGGCGGAUCAUCCGCGAGAUAAUCGUUUGAGACCUGCCUACCGGCUCGCGAGCCGGAGCAACCACGACCCGCACCACGUGGCUAUAGCACCACGCCGCACCCACCGGCCCCGCGUAUCAUCCGGUGGACGUACCCUCGCGCGACCCUCCCCCCCGCCACAGGAUGGAGAUCGUCAUCGAGAAUCCCCUGGAGUCGUCCACACCCCCUCCCCCUCCUCCCCCACCCCCGCCGCCGCCACCCCCGCCUCCUGCGCCGCCGCCGCCCUCGUGGAGGAUCGCCACGACCGGCUUCCCGCCGCCCAACGCGGUCGGAACCGCGGCUACGACCACCGUGAUGACGAUAACCAUCGCCGAGAAUCCCACCGCCACUACUGCCCUCUACCCCCUGCCCACCACCCCCCUGCGCUUUUCCUAUCGAGAAACGUACGCGCCCCCCCUCGCGGAUCAUCCGUACUCCGCGCGACGCGCCCCCCAUCCCCGAGCAAGGUCGCCGUACGACGGCGAUCACGCGGACGGCGCCUCGCCGCCAGCCGUACGCCGCAUCGACAAGUCAGGGCUGCUGGGCAUCGCCGGUGCGGAAACGCCAGCCGCGAGGGGCGGCCUCGGGUCGGUUAGAUUCGGGACGAAUCCGGGGAUCGGGACCGGGCUGUUGUCGCCUCGCCGUUUCGAGUGCGUCGGGCAAUUGGAAGCGGGGAACGCGGCAGUUCCGAGGACGGAGCAAGAGAGAAGAGAGCAGCGUGAUCCUGCUUGCCGCGAGACGUUGUCCCUGGUCGAUCCGAUCGCCGAGUCGAUCGCGUUCGGGGACGGUGGCAGUUCGAUCGUGGUCGGUGCACAGCCGUUAAAGAGUUUCGAGCGCGAGUUUCGCUCGAGAGGCGGCGUCGAGUCCUCCUCGAGCAAGGAUGUUUGCGGGACGACGUUUCAAUCGCAAGAGAAUUGCGAGGCGAGGGCGCGGACUUUGGAACGCUUGUCGAGGCUCGUCCAAGGAAGGAGCGAUCGUCGCGCGUCGGCGAGAUGUACCGAGACCCGCCGCGAUUUCCCAUUCGAGGUUCGAGGAGGGACGACGUACUCGGAGUUCGAAGCGAGCUCGAGCGUUCCGUCGAACAGAGCGGUCGCGAGUACCGUGACCACGUCCACGACCACGGUCGCGGUGUCCGCGUUGGGAGGAACGAAGGGAGGAGAGGAGGAUGCGAAAGGAUCGAAGGAGCGAGCGCCUGAAGGGGAGAGAGCGGAAGCGGAGGGGUGCGAGCACGGGCCAACGAGGAACCUUUUGAAUGACGGGGAAUCCUCGAAGAGGGCCGACAACGAAUUCGCGGACAACGACGGAAUCCAAACGCUUCGAGUGAUCAUUUUGUCGGAACAAUUGUGAGAGUUAAAGGGCAGCCGCUGGUCGUUUGGAAGAGGAGGAGGAGGAGGAAGAAAGGGAGGAGGGGGAGGAGAAGAAAAGAAAAAAGAAAGAAAAAAGGAAAAAAAAAGAAGGGAGAAACGAGUUUCUCGACGAUCGAUAAUAUCGUUCGAUUUGUGUAUUAUAUUUAAGUAGCGUGUAAGUAAUUCGCGACAAAGAUGAACGAUCGAGUCUUGGGAGAAGAUGAUUCUCGCAUAAAGGCUGACGCGAUGCCAUAAGAGGCCAUAAACAUUUCGAGGGACAAAGUUGGACAGACGAAAAAGAGGAUGGGAGAAAGAGAGAGAAAAGAGGAGAAAAUAUCGACGUAUGUAAUUCGUCGUGUAUAUUUACGUGUAACGUCGGGGCUCGAACGUGUCUCGACCAUUCUAACGGAAUUCGAUCGCUCACGUUCGAGUUUCGAUGCGUUUACGCAUUUUAUACUUUUUUAUAUCGUGGACGAUGCCGUCGACUCGAGCGACGAUCCCCGCGAUCGGGGGACAUUUUUCUGUAUGUCAUGUACCAUAACUCGACUGCGCCGUGACGCGCUUUUAGUAACUUAAGCAAUAAGUCUGACGUUCGACAUUGGCGGCAAUUUGACACGUGCACGCGCGCGCGAUCGAUCGAUUUCGCCUGACUGCAACGUUUUCGAACAUUCGUCUGUUGUGUAAAUAACGGUAAACGUAUCAGUACUUAACCGAAGUGGGACACGUGGUCGUGUUGUGGACAGGGCCCGAAGGAUUCCAACGAAGAAUUCCAACAGCCUCGUUCUCCUUUCGUUCCGUAACGUGUUUCCGUACGAGCACGUGUAUACACGAGGGGAGAAGGACGAUUAAGAGAAGAGAAAGUGGAAUACUCGGUAGCCUCUGUGACGCGUUGCCCGUGUCUCGCGUUAGAAAACCGCGAGGACUCACUAUCGCGGUUUCAAUCCGAACUAACGAUAGCUACGCUUUUAACGUUGAAAGGAUAUUUCUUGUCUCGCGCAUCCGUGCGCUCCUUUAAUUUCAUAGUAUUAACGCGGCGCGUUUUAGAAAUAUCGCGUAAUGUAGCGACCUUCGUUGAAGUUCUUAUUUUUGUACCGCUCUUGCGAACGCCGUCGACGUUCGUGACGAAAAUCGUGUUUCAAUUCGUGUUCUAGUACUCGUGUCAAAAUAUACGCGCGCUAUUAGGAAAGGCCGCAGAGAUAUAUAGGGAUAAAGGAGAGAAAGGAGAAAGAGAGGAGGAUAGAAAGAAAAAAAAAAGGACCAGCCGAUCGUGUUCGUUCCUUUCGACUUGUGAUCUCAUUUCUUCGCCGAGUUACGAAGAUGAUUUCUUUUUUUUUAUCGUCUGGGGGAGAACGGGCGAGCUUUUUUAUCGACCGCGGGACGGUGUCUCCUUUAUUCGCUGCUAUUAGAAAUUCCUUUUCGUUUUUUUUUUCUUCUUUUAUUUUAUUCGUUUCCGAUACAAUUUUUUAUCCACGCGUUUCUUUCUUCUAGUUGAUAUAUAUAUUCAAAUUUUAUCUACAAUUUUAAAAACGCGACAAGACGAAAUAAAAAAUACGUCUCCGAGUAGAUUCUCGGUUGUUUCUCGAUACAUCUUGGACCGCUACUACAUCGUCUCCGGAAGCGAUUGGAAAUCACCGUUCUUCCGCCGUUUUCAACGACUAACCGACCGACCGACCGACCGACCUCCCGACCAAAUAGAUUUCACCGUUUCCGGGAACGGAAGCGUUGAUAUACCGCGAGAAGAUACACAUCAUCGAACAAGGUCCCUGCCAUACCGAGUGUCGGUCGGAGUGAUUUCUACGCGUGCAGCGCGUGCUCUACGCGCGUCGACAGGGGACGCUCAAAGCGUCGCGAUGCGCGCGCAUCACGUCCGCCGCAUGCGUGUCGCGUGCAAAUUUGAAAUUGAUAUAUAUCGAUCGACACAUAUAUAUAUAUAUCAAUUAUCGUCCAUUAUAGUUACGAUAUUAUUACGAAUUAUUAUUUGUACAAAUUUUAUGUUGCGAUAUAAAAUAAACGAUAAAACGACAA